Messenger RNA from Misgurnus anguillicaudatus (oriental weatherfish), 2473 nucleotides. NCBI's taxonomy places the organism in Eukaryota, Metazoa, Chordata, Actinopteri, Cypriniformes, Cobitidae. The record is from RefSeq and is a predicted model, not a curated record.
UAUUCAUUAGUACCCUCAGAACAAAUCAAGUCCAGGGAGUUGCAUAUUUUUUGCGACGCCUCAGAGAAGGCAUAUGGCUCCGUAGCCUAUCUGCGGAUGGAAAUUGAUAAGAGCGUGGUCCAAACUUCCUUUAUCAUGGCAAGGUCUCGAGUAGCCCCAAAAAGGCAAAUAUCCAUUCCCCGCCUAGAACUUUGUGCUGCUCUAACAGGUGCCCAACUUUCAAAACUCUUGCAAACUGAACUGACUCUUCCUUUAACAAGUACUAUCUUAUGGUCAGAUUCCACAACUGUUUUAUCUUGGCUGCAUUCUUCCUCCUGUCGAUACAAAGUGUUUGUAGCAAAUAGAGUCACAGAAAUCUUGGAGCUUACCGAUCUUUCUUCUUGGAGAUAUGUUCCAUCUGGGCAGAAUCCAGCAGAUGACAUUACUAGAGGGAGUACCCUUGUUGAGUUAGCCAAGCCUGCCCAUAGAUGGCGACAAGGCCCAAUGUUCCUGAAACAUCCGCCACAUGAAUGGCCACAAAAUCUAGUAUCCAGCCCUGCUAGCCCUGACCCUGAACUCCGCAAACCACUCUUUUGUGGGUUAACACAGUCAGAAGAUCUUGUGCUUCCAGACCCAAGUCGUUUUAAGUCAUGGUCAGAAUUGAAGUCCGCAACAACUGAGCUCCUGCGACAGCACAAUCCAGAUUCCUUUGAUACUUCCUCCGUUGAAACCUUACUUUUGAAGCAAGCACAGCAACAAAGUUUCCCCUCAGAGUACCAGUGCUUGAAGCAAGGUAAACCUGUUGAAUCUCAAAGUCGCCUUCUUACCCUUUCUCCAGAACUGAAUGAAAAAACAGGACUUAUUGUAGUGGGCGGAAGGCUAAGACGAGUAAAGGAUAUUGAACCAGGAAUUGUUCAUCCAGUUGUUCUUGACCCUAAACAUCCAUUGUCCCAGUUAAUUGUAAAAGAUUAUGAUGAGAAACUGUUCCAUCCUGGCCCAGAGAGAGUUUUCUCAGAACUUCGGCGAAACUACUGGAUAAUUAAAGGGAGACAAGCUGUAAAGAAACAUCAGUGGUCCUGCUUAGAAUGCAAGAAGUGGAGAGCUAAACCAUCUAUUCCACAAAUGUCAGAUCUCCCCUCCUCAAAGCUCCAAUUGUGUAAACCCCCAUUUUGGUCCACUGGAAUGGACUGUUUUGGCCCCUUUCAUGUUAAGGUUGGUCGUAGGACAGAAAAAAGAUGGGGCAUCCUUUUCAAAUGCCAGACCACUAGAUGUCUACAUAUUGACUUGUUAACUAGUCUAGAUGUGGACAGUUUCCUGAUGGCACUACGUCGAUUUAUAUCUAGGAGAGGUAAGCCGUACGAGAUUCUUAGUGAUCAAGGGAGUAAUUUCCGUGGUGCUGCAAGAGAAUUGAAGGAAGUCUAUCAGAAUCUUACCACUGAACUACAACUUAAAUUGGAAAAUCAGCAGAUUACAUUUAAGUUUAACCCACCACAAGCCCCUCAUUUUGGAGGCUCAUGGGAGAGAGAGAUCCGUUCAAUAAAAACAGCUCUGCGAGUGGCACUUGGCAGUCAAACCAUAUCAGAGGAAGUCUUACGAACAGUCCUGACAGAAAUUGAAGGAGUUUUAAAUUCAAAACCUCUUGGAUAUGCCUCAUCUAACAUCUCAGACCUCGAUCCCAUCACCCCAAAUUUGCUCCUUAUGGGGCGGCGGGACUCUUCUCUGCCACAGGUGAUUUAUGCCAAUACAGAGUUCCUUGGUCGUAGAUCUUGGCGUCACAGCCAAAUCCUUGCUGACAGAUUCUGGACAUCCUUUAUUCACAAUUAUUUGCCAGGUCAACAACUGCGGCAAAAAUGGAAUAGGGAACAGCCCAAUUUGAAUGACUCUACAGUUGUCUUAGUUAUUGAUCCUCAACUUCCACGAGCAUCAUGGCCUGUUGGCAGGGUAGUACGUCUCCUACCCAGUCAGGAUGGACGUGUUAGAGCAGCUGAGUUUAAUAUUAAUGAUAAAAUUUAUGUACGCCCUGUUGCCAAGUUGAUUCCAUUACCCAAAAUAGAGGAUUAAUAGCAAAUACAUUACUGUAUUUGGGGGCGGCUGUUGUGAAUUAGACUAUUUUUCCCCUUUUUCUCCUUUAUACUACAUUUCCUACAAUCCCUUGCAGACUGCAUCACCAUUUUUUGUGUACUCCAUUACCCAUAAUCCCCAGCUGAGGUCUAUAAAUAGACCUCAUUUCCUUUCUUUGUUCUUUUGUAUUGGUGAGGUGUGGGCCUGAAGAUGAGCACUCAAUCAUGUUUGUUUGAGUGUUUUCCACAAGAUGUGUAAUUGACCAGAAAACCAUCUUUAUCAUCCUGUGUAUUAUAAGCAUUCUGCUUAUCCUGUGGAACCUGUGUAAUGUGCAUCCAGUUUUAAUGUCAACAAGAAUAAAUGAAAGCAAAAGGAAUGGUAUCUGUCCCGUGUUUUAACAAGACACACCACCAAGUACUACACGUCCACUGAA